GAUUUGAAUCCCGCUAUCAAACUUCAAUUACGAAUAAUCUAAACCGCGUAUCGGUUCCUUUCGUGUCCGAUACCUAAUUUUGUGACGUUUGCUCUGCAACUUGAAGGAUCUGGAUUUUUUGGUCUCUACUUUGUGUAGCUAUGUCUAUGCUACAUAGGAGUUUCAAGCCCGCCAAAUGCAAAACUGCGUUGAAGCUUGCGGUGUCGCGCAUAAAGCUGUUGAAGAAUAAGAGGGAUGUACAGCUAAAGCAGCUGAAGAGGGAAGUAGCUCAGUUGCUCGAGUCUGGGCAAGACCGGACUGCCAGAAUUCGGGUUGAACAUGUUGUCAGGGAGGAGAAGACAACAGCAGCAUAUGAACUUAUUGAGAUAUACUGCGAACUUAUAGUGGCACGUCUAUCAAUCAUUGAGUCACAAAAAAACUGUCCCAUUGAUCUGAAGGAAGCAAUUUCAAGUGUAAUAUUUGCAGCUCCAAGAUGUGCAGAUGUUCCCGAGCUAAUGGAUAUUCGCAAACAGUUUACUGCUAAAUAUGGAAAAGAUUUUGUCUCUGCUGCCAUUGAAUUACGUCCAGAUUGUGGUGUAGGCCGCAUGUUGGUUGAGAAAUUAUCGGCCAAGGCACCUGAUGGCCAGACCAAGAUCAAAAUCUUGAGUACCAUUGCUGAGGAAAAUAAUGUCAAAUGGGAUCCUAACUCCUUAGAGGAGCAAGAUUCCAGACCCCCUGAGGAUAUUCUGAAUGGACCAAACACCUUUGAGAAGGCCAGUAAAAUAUAUGUGGAGCCUCAUGUCCAAGUUCCACCUAGUCAUGAUGACAAGGGACCUCCUAAUGUUCGAUCAUCGCCUCACUUGCGAAAUCCUGAUUCAGAUAUUGGGGCCAAAGGAGGUGCAACAUUUGGCACAUUUCAAGCAGAUAUGGGAUCUUCAGGAAAUGAAACUGAAGAGACAGAGUCUAGGCAUUCAUAUUCUGGCAGUGGCAAUGCUCUUUCAAUGGGCAGGCAGAAUUGGAAUAUGGAAUUUAAGGAUGCUACUGCUGCUGCACAGGCAGCUGCUGAAUCUGCAGAGCGUGCAAGUAUGGCUGCCAGAGCAGCUGCAGAGCUUUCUAGCCGUGCGAAGGUCAUUAAGCAAUAUUCUGUGAAAUCACAUAAGUCUUCUACUGAUGUGCUAAGCGGUGAAGGGUCUCAAAAAUAUUCUUCUUCAGAAUCUCGAGGUGAACCCGUUGCCAAACGUCCAGUUAGUAAUGCCUUUCCUGGAAGAAAUUCUUCAAUCCAUGAUGAAAUCGAUCAUGCUGAACGAGAUAUCCUGGCAGGAGCAACUGAAAGUUUUUACAGGGAUGAGCAUAAGGACAGUGCUACAUCUACCUGGUCAGCUUCCUCGAAGUCAACUACAGCUUCCAUUGAUAAGAAUCCAUUGGCUAGUAGUUCCCAAGAGACAGACAGAUAUCCUCAAAAGACUUUGUCUGAGCUGAAGAACAGAGAAUCUUUUGGUCGAGUAAGCUUGAAGAAACAAUCCAGCAACAAUGAGAUAGAAAUUUUAGGUGAACUGAAUGAUGGUACAGAAUCUGAGAACAGCAACAAUGAGAUAGAAUUUGUUGGUGAGUUGAAUGAUGGUACUGAAUCUGAGAAUGUUAAUUAUAUUGGAGAAUUAGGGACCAGAAGGCAAUCCAGCAGAGCUUCCUCUGAUUCUUAUUCUCGCACUUUUAUUAAUGACCACAAUGAUAUUUUGAAUUUGAACCACCCGAAGUUAGGGCGUGGUGCUGGUCAGAGACCUUUUGUUAUUGAUGAAGGAAACACCCACAAUGAGAUAGAAUUUGUUGGUGAGUUGAAUGAUGGUACAGAAUCUGAGAAUGUUAAUUAUAUUGGAGAUUUAGGGACCAGAAGGCAAUCCAGCAGAGCUUCCUCUGAUUCUUAUUCUCGCACUUUUAUUAAUGACCACAAUGAUAUAUUGAAUUUGAACCACCCGAAGUUAGGGACUGGUGCUGGUCAGAGACCUUUUGUUAUUGAUGAAGGAAACACCCAUAGUGACAAUGAGAAGACAACUUCUUAUGACAAGGGUUUUGUAGUUUUUGAUGAAUAUGGUUCAGAUGAUGGUGAUGACUAUAAAUUUGAUGUAGAAAAUGAGUUCAAGGGACAAGAAUCGAGUUUGUAUUUUUCAUCUCCAGGUAGAAAAUCAGCUGUAAAUCUCUUAGAAAAUACAGAUGCUUGGAGACUCGGGAAAAACAUGGAUGAACCAUUUGAAAAGUCCAUUUCUCAGUCACAUUCUUUCGGUGGGCGGCAUUCUUCACAUGUAUUUCCUGAAACUUCUUCAGUUCCUACAGAACCACAUGACUCAUUGGAUGCAACAUUUGACAAUUCAGAUGACCAAAGUUCGGAUGAUAAUGAGAAUCUAGAGAAAUCAAAGUUUGUUGCGAAUACGGAGCCUGGUAUAUAUCCUAGCAAACAGGAUGUUUACGAAAGAAAUUCUGAGUUGAACAAAAGUGCUAGUCAUGGGUUAAUAGGAUCCUCAUCUGCGGAGAAGGAACAUGUGGCAUAUAAGAGAAAGCCAUUAUUGCCACCCUCUUCAGUUGAUUCGGAUCCCAUGGAAGUAUGCCUUGAAACAAACCAAGGGAAAGAGCUUCAUGCUGUAUCUGAUAGAAAGUUUGGUAAUAGUGACCUGCCAUCUUCAAAAUAUGAGAUAUCUGGAUCAGAUUCGAGCAUUGAGGACAAGGAACACAUGCCACAGUUACCAGAUACUUGGAAAGAUAAUGAACUUCUGAAAGAGUCUAGUUUAGAAAGUGGUAAUGAGUUGAAGUUUGGAAAGUUAACAGGCGGCCUUCGGAAUAAGGGUCUCAGGCGUCCACCAUAUUCUAGGGAUCCAUCAGGCCAUGCCUCAUUAUUCAAACAAGCAUCAGGCGAUUCUUCUUCCAAGAUUGAGCAAUUUUCUUCUCCAGUAAUGGUCAGGACUACAAUUAAUCCUGAUGCUCACAAUCAAGAGCCACACAAUCAGAAAGUGACUUCAAAACAAAGUAAAGGACCGAGCUCAAAAGAUUUGGUCUCCUCUUCUGAUUCUGAUAAUGACGAUUCGGAGCAACCCUCACCACAGAAUAUUAGUAUCAAUCAAGAGCCAUACAAUCGAAAAGUAGGAACUGAAGUCAAUGAGAAUUCAAGCUCAAAUAUCCGAAUUCCAUAUUUUGAUGCAGAUACCAGUGAUUCUGAGGAAGAUCUUCCUAAACAGGCUUCCACCAGCAAUAUUCGCCCAAUUACUGGGUUUUCGCGAAGGACAAAAGCUGCUUCUUCAAGUACAAGGAGUUCUUAUUUGAAGGCUACGGAUGGUUCUGAUGUGUCAUUGACUCCUGACUAUGAAGCGAGAAGGAAAUCCUCUUCAAGAAGCUCCUAUGCUACUGAAGUUCCAGCAAAGCCCUUGUCUCAGACCAAGAGCUCGGAUCAUUUGGGAAGUUCUGAGCGGCGUGUGACAGCAGAGCAGUCAACUUCUAAGCCAAUGCCAGCGUCCAAAAGGUCCUUGAAAGAGGAAAGUUUAAAGUCAUCCACAAGGAAAUACUCCUCCAGUUCUCUUCCAAAGAUACGAGCAUCAGGUAGCUCUGAAAUUUCAGAAUCUGCAAGUCUGAGUACGGAGACUCCACCUACAGAAAAGGCUAGUCAUGUUCACCCAAAGCUUCCUGACUAUGAUGCCCUAGCUGCACAAUUCCAGUCUCUCCGACGGAGUCGCGAAUGAAUUUAGUUACUUGCACAUAAAAUAUAGGCUAUUUUUACGUGAUUAUUAUGGCCAUUAUUAUUAUUAUUAUUAUUAUUAUUAUUAUAGAAUUGGUGGUGUUGUAAUCACCUUCUUUAUCUGAGACUUAAAUGAACUUGUUUAUAGGA
Molecule: messenger RNA, 3847 nt
Organism: Juglans microcarpa x Juglans regia
Lineage: Eukaryota; Viridiplantae; Streptophyta; Magnoliopsida; Fagales; Juglandaceae
Product: probable GPI-anchored adhesin-like protein PGA55
Exons: 7
Coding region: 141-3701 (1186 amino acids)
Biological process (GO): protein transport
Source: RefSeq, a predicted model, not a curated record